AGUAAAUUAAGCUUAGCAGAACGUCGUUGGCUUAUUUUGGUAUUUUCAUUUUGGGUUGGUGCAUCAACGCAUUUCAUUUUAAUUAAUUGGGAUCUUGGUAUAUUUCCGCCACCACCGUUAUAUUCACCAACACUUGUAGCAUUACUUUUUGAGUUCCUUGGUCCAAUGCUAGCUUAUGAUCGACCAUUACUUCUUUUAAAUACCAUUGGUAUUGCAUCAUGUGUGUGUUUCAUGUAUGCUUAUAUUUAUGCUUGUUUCACUUUUACCUAUUUUUAUACCUCUCUGAUAGCAAUUGCAUCGUCAUUUUAUAGUAUGCAACAACAUCUUGCUGAUCCAAAAUUAGAACAUGUUCUACUUCCAAUUUAUUCAAUGUACAAUCAGUUAGCGAUAACACUCAUAUUUGGUCACUAUGUCUGGGACCGUAAUCCGAAUGCGGUGAAACCGGAUACGUUGGAAGAACGAUAUACAUUACUGUUACGUCGACUACACUAG
Molecule: messenger RNA, 492 nt
Organism: Loa loa (African eye worm)
Lineage: Eukaryota; Metazoa; Nematoda; Chromadorea; Rhabditida; Onchocercidae
Exons: 3
Source: RefSeq, a predicted model, not a curated record